UCAGAACGAGCAAGUAUCCAUGAUCUGAGUGGUUGGUGAAGUGUGAAAAACUGCAUAAUAAUUACUUAUUUUGUGACAGUCACUGAAAUCACGCGUGAGUGAUAGAAGAAGAUAGAGGUACCUAAUAAGUGUAGGUACUUGUAUCGCGAUGCCUCACGAAGUGGAGAGUGCAAACGGGAACGGUGCGCACGCGCCGGUGUCUUCAAGGAAGAGCUCGGAGAGCCCGCCGCCGCCACCAGAUGGCGGGUGGGGCUGGGUCGUGGUCUUCGCCUCCUUCAUGAUACAUAUAGUCAUUGACGGGCUGACCUAUUCGUUCGGUGUUUUAUAUUAUGAGUUCCUGGUCUACUUCCAAGAGGGUGAAAGCAAGACUGCGUGGAUCGUCUCAAUACUUUGUGCGAUCACACUCAGUUCAGGUCCUUUAACGGGUUCGAUGGUGAACCGUUGGGGCUGUCGCCUGGUGACGAUAUUGGGAGGUGUGCUGGCGGCCGCCUGCAUCAUCGCGUCGGCCUUCGCCAACAACGUGCUGAUGCUCAUCCUCACCAUCGGCGUGGGCGCCGGCUUCGGCUGCGGCCUCAUCUACCUGCCCGCCAUAGUCAGCGUCACCGUAUGGUUCGAGCGGUAUAGGAGUCUUGCUACAGGCAUUGCAGUAUGUGGUUCAGGACUUGGAACGUUUAUUUUUCCGCAUUUAACAAAGGGCCUAAUCUCCAGCUACGGCUGGCGUGGGGCCUUGGUUAUUAUAGGCGCCCUUAUAUUAAACUGCAUCCCAUUAGGUUUUCUGUUUCUACCAGUACCUGAGGUGCCCAGAUCACCGGCCAGCGAACCGAUGCUUACAAAACAAAAGAAAUCGGCUCUGAAAAAGUCGCAAAGUACCGAGCACAUGGAUCGAGCAAACGGCCAUAAAGAAGAGGGCGAUGUGGCUAGAAUGACUCUCUCACAGCCCGCCCUGAACAAAUCUCACGAGUCUAAGCAGCAGCCUCAUUCUAGACAUGGCAGCGGCAUCAUGCACAGACCAGAUGUAUUAUACCAAGGAAGUAUGGCGAGCCUCACGAAAUGCAGGGCUUCAUCUCCAGAAAGAAUUCAGAUUAUGACCAAAGACGAGGAAACCGAAUCACCGUUAUCGAAAAUGCUCGAUGUAACUUUAUUGGUGGAUCCCAUAUUUGUAUUAUUCUCUGUAUCAAAUAUUUUGACAAAUAUAGGGUUUUAUAUACCUUAUGUUUAUACUGUUAUCAUGAGCUCCAAGUUGGGCGUUGAAAAUCCGGAACGAUUAAUUUCUAUAAUGGGAGCGACUACUUUAAUCGGGAGAAUAGUUCUGGGCUUCGUCAGCGACAAACCUUGGGUGAACAGGCUGGUGGUCUACAACGUGUGCCUGGCGACAGCUGGCAUCAGUAUGGCUUUCGCAGCCGCGUGCACAGAAUUCUGGGGUCUGGCCAUGUAUGCGGCGACAUACGGUUUCACGUCCGGGGCAUACGUGGGACUAACGUCGGUGGUUCUGGUCGACCUUUUUGGGAUGGAGAAACUCACUAAUGCCUUUGGGCUGUUGCUGUUUUUCCAAGGCAUCGCGUCACUAUUCGGCGCUCCUCUUGCAGGAUGGCUCAUUCAAGCCACGGGCUCGUAUACGCCCACGUUCAUCGGAGCCGGGGCCUUCGUGUCGAUUAGCGGUUUGAUGCUGUUCGUGGUUCCCUUGAUACAGCGGCGUCGGCGCACUAGUGCUAUGCGCGUACGCUCAUCACAGGACCUAGCUUUGGACCACAUGUAGCGCCUUGGCAAUAUGGUGCGCGGUUAGCUCUUGAGGCCAAUUCUGUGCCUAAUAGAUAAGAGUAUUCGAUUUCCGUUCUGGGAGCCGAUUUGAAUGUCGACCAUUCGAUUUCGCGAAUUUUGUUCAAUAAUAUCUCCACUAUAUUGUGGUCAUUACCACUAAAUUUAAAAUAACUAGCCGUAUUUUUUCGUCGUUUUCUACAGAUUUUAGAACGGCGAACUCAUGAGUUCGAAAUUCUAAAAUUCUGGUGUUACACGUAUCAUAACGACACGAAACCCGAAACAAUUUUUAAAAUGAGAUUCAGACUAUUUGCUGGUUAAGCAGAAAUAACAGGGUAUACUUAACGCUUAAUGCUCAUAAUUAGUAGAUCAUAAUGAUAGGCACUUUUAAAAAGAUUAAAAUAGUUAAGGCCUUUUAAGUAUAGCUUAUCUUAGCAACGAAUGAAUGUGAUAGUUUUUAUGACAGAAGCAUUAAAUUCAUUCCAAAUUCCAAAGAUAGUAGGUAAAGUACAUUGUAUAAGGUAUGACGAAAGAGAAAUAACAUGUAAAUAAGUAUACAUAUUGUGGUAUUUAACGAAAUGGUGCAAUAAUAAUUUAUUUAUAU
This is a messenger RNA of Leguminivora glycinivorella, 2359 nucleotides long. Its product is annotated as monocarboxylate transporter 12-like. Gene Ontology annotation, molecular function: monocarboxylic acid transmembrane transporter activity. The transcript has 7 exons. The record is from RefSeq and is a predicted model, not a curated record. Bases 149 to 1756 code for a protein of 535 amino acids. Gene Ontology annotation, biological process: transmembrane transport; monocarboxylic acid transport. Lineage: Eukaryota; Metazoa; Arthropoda; Insecta; Lepidoptera; Tortricidae.